Messenger RNA from Ilex paraguariensis (yerba mate), 636 nucleotides. Lineage: Eukaryota; Viridiplantae; Streptophyta; Magnoliopsida; Aquifoliales; Aquifoliaceae. The record is from the annotation of a GenBank genome assembly.
AUGUCUGGGUUCUUCUCACUAGGCGGAAAAGAUCACCAAGACCAAGAGCAACAAGACACUACAAACAACUGGUUUCUGUUCAAGAAUGAAGAGAUCUACAACAAGGGUUUUGAGCUAUGGCAACAGUACUACCAUCAACAUCAACAAAAGCUACAACAACAUCAACAACUACAAGAUGUAGAUUUCUCAGUGGGUCCUAGUAGGAGAUUCAUCAGUGACAAUACGAAUAACAUCUGUGAUGAUUCAUCGUAUAGAUCAGGUUUUGGGGUGAUGAGACAAGGAGGAACAGGAGGAGGUAUGAAUUGCCAAGACUGUGGCAACCAAGCCAAGAAGGACUGUACACAUCUGAGGUGCAGGAGUUGUUGUAAGAGCCGAGGGUUUCAGUGCCAAACGCACGUCAAGAGUACUUGGGUUCCUGCUGCCAGAAGACGAGAGAGGCAACAACAACUCGCUGUUUUGCAGCAACAACAGUUGACUCUGCGAGGAGAGAAUCCCAAAAGGCAGAGAGAGAAUCCAGGUGCUUCUUCUCUUGCUUGCACUCGUUUACCCAACACCACGUCAGAGAGUAAAACUGACAAGGAAAGAACUGUGGAGUUGGUAAAAAAGCUUUCUUUUUUCCUNAAACAUAUGUAUUAG